Molecule: messenger RNA, 1149 nt
Organism: Knipowitschia caucasica
Lineage: Eukaryota; Metazoa; Chordata; Actinopteri; Gobiiformes; Gobiidae
Source: the annotation of a GenBank genome assembly
AUGGGGGAGAGGACUCAUGGGGAGAGGACUCAUGGGGAGAGGACUCAUGGGGAGAGGCCUCAUUGGGAGAGGACUCAUGGGGAGAGGACUCAUGGGGAGAGGACUCAUGGGGAGAGGACUCAUGGGGAGAGGACUCAUGGGGAGAGGACUCAUGGGGAGAGGACUCAUGGGGAGAGGACUCAUGAGGAGAGGACUCAUGGGGGAAAGGACUCAUGGGGAGAGGACUCAUGGGGGAAAGGACUCAUGGGGAGAGGACUCAUGAGGAGAGGACUCAUGGGGAGAGGACUCAAGAGGGAGAGGACUCAUGGGGAGAGGACUCAUGGGGGAAGGACUCAAGAGGGAGAGGACUCAUGGGGAGAGGACUCAUGGGGAGAGGACUCAUGGGGGAGAGGACUCAUGGGGAGAGGACUCAUGGGGAGAGGACUCAUGGGGAGAGGACUCAUGGGGAGAGGACUCAUGGGGAGAGGACUCAUGGGGAGAGGACUCAUGGGGAGAGGACUCAUGAGGAGAGGACUCAUGGGGGAAAGGACUCAUGGGGAAAGGACUCCUGGGGGAGAGGACUCAUGGGGAGAGGACUCAAGAGGGAGAGGACUCAUGGGGAGAGGACUCAUGGGGGAAGGACUCAAGAGGGAGAGGACUCAUGGGGAGAGGACUCAUGGGGAGAGGACUCAUGGGGGAGAGGACUCAUGGGGGAGAGGACUCAUGGGGAGAGGACUCAUGGGGAGAGGACUCAUGGGGGAGAGGACUCAUGGGGAGAGGACUCAUGGGGAGAGGACUCAUUGGGAGAGGCCUCAUUGGGAGAGGACUCAUGGGGAGAGGACUCAUGGGGAGAGGACUCAUGGGGGGAGGACUCAUGGGGGAGAGGACUCAUGGGGAGAGGACUCAUGGGGAGAGGACUCAUGGGGAGAGGACUCAUGGGGAGAGGACUCAUGGGGGGAGGACUCAUGGGGGGAGGACUCAUGGGGGAGAGGACUCAUGGGGAGAGGACUCAUGGGGAGAGGCCUCAUUGGGAGAGGACUCAUGGGGGAGAGGACUCAUGGGGAGAGGACUCAUGGGGAGAGGACUCAUGAGGAGAGGACUCAUGGGGAAAAGGACUCCUGGGGGAGAGGACUCAUGGGGGAGAGGACUUAUGGGGGAGAGGACUCAUGA